AUGAGUGUGGAAUUGACUCACAACUAUGAAUAUAUUGCAGCUCAUAUCAAAGAUUACAUUGAAGAUAAUAAGUUCUUUGAUACAUUUGCAAAGGAAGAUAUAUGUAGAAUCAUGAAAAACGCAAAUCUAACGCCGAAAGAUUUCACUCUUCUUAACCAAUCCACAUCUGCAAUUAAACCAUAUGAGUUAUACGUAUGCAUUCGAAAUGCUAAAGUUUCGAUUAAAAACAGCAAAGAAGCAAUUUUAUUUCUUAAAUCAAUGCAAAAGUUCUUGAAUCUCCAAGUAUUAGAUGGUGUUAUUGAUUUUUUAUGA
Molecule: messenger RNA, 312 nt
Organism: Trichomonas vaginalis G3
Lineage: Eukaryota; Parabasalia; Trichomonadida; Trichomonadidae
Product: proteasome regulatory particle assembly
Exons: 1
Coding region: 1-312 (103 amino acids)
Source: RefSeq, a predicted model, not a curated record